Messenger RNA from Tuber aestivum (summer truffle), 6731 nucleotides. Lineage: Eukaryota; Fungi; Ascomycota; Pezizomycetes; Pezizales; Tuberaceae. The record is from the annotation of a GenBank genome assembly.
GCCUAGUUCAUAUGGCACAGUUCUGUAAGGACUCUAGAUGAAAACCUGAAAUAAAUAUAUAUUACCGGUAUACCAUAGACAUGCUAAAUAUUUUUAAAAUUUUUCCUAUACUACUUCCACCAUGUGUGGUUGAGUAAUAAUGGCCCAGAAACCCGCGGUUCCGUCCUGUGUUGGCCUUUGUAUGGUUAACAAAGGACCUCAAUUGGCGCCUUGGCAUUGAGUGAUACCCCAUGAUUUUGGGGGCUGGAAGUUUUUCAAACCAGCGCCAAGACAUUUGGGCAAACAUUAUUGCUAUGAGGAAACCAAGUUCAUGAGUAUUGCGACAACCCCGGAAACACCACAUCCACGUCCCCUAGGACUCAAUUGAUUAGCCAGCAACGAUGUUAUCCUCAGCGGUGGCUACACGGUCGAAAGGAGUGAAGAUGAACUUCUGUGUCUGUUCUUUCGGAGCUCCCGGGGUGUCUGGUGCUUCCCCGCUACGGAUUCCUGGUGCGGCUCGUUUCCGGGGUAAAAGCUCGCAUCCCCGGUAUAGGAGGGUAGUCCAAAAAAAUCUCCCCAGCCAGAGAUCGCCCGAUUUUAGAGUGAGUAUCGUCACUUGGGUUGGUGCAUGCAGGGCUGAUUUUUGUAGGCCCCUAGGGAUACUCCAUACGGUUGCCGGCCGGUGCCCUCUGUCGAAGGGUUGUCCCAAGCUAGAACCGCGCUACAGAAGAGAGGCGGAAAGCCUGUCGAAAAAAAGGUCGACAAACCGCUUGCGCAAGAUCCCCGAGAGAUGUACGCGCUUACAGAAGAGGUGUUGUUGAGUUUGAUGCCGCCAAUGGUCCAUUCGCCAAACUUGCUUAGCUGGUAUAGGGGGAAUCCAAUGCCUCCGAAAGAGUUGCGAACUCGGUAUCUAGCCUUCAUUAAUGAGGUUUUGAUGGGGUUUACGGUCCAAGAUUAUACGGCUACGGGCGGCUCUUUGCCGACGCCAGACAGUAUCGCGGCGGUGCAAAGCGAAGGAAGAGGAUUGGACUACUACUUUGUUAGUUCCUUUUUGCAAUAUAUCGGGCAAAAGGAUUUAGCCACGAAGGACAUUCAUAUGAUCAAUAUUAAGAAAGCUGCAGACAUGAGGUUCCCUCAGGAAUGGUAUCCAAUGACAAGGCAGUUCAAGAGAACUUGGCAUUUGCACGUUGGCCCCACCAAUUCUGGGAAGACCUAUAACGCGUUGAAGAGACUAGAGGAGGCCGCAGACGGGAUUUAUGCUGGUCCAUUGCGUUUGUUGGCCCAUGAAAUUUUCGAAAGGAUGAAUGCCAAGGGAAUCCCGUGCAAUCUUGUUACGGGAGACGACAGGCGGAUUGUCUCUGAAGCCGCCGCUAUAUCUUCAAGCACCGUUGAGAUGGUGGAUUUGAAUCGGCAAGUUGAGGUUGCUGUUCUUGACGAGAUUCAGAUGAUUGGAGACGAAGAUAGGGGGUGGGCAUGGACCCAAGCACUUCUUGGAGUACGGGCGAAGGAGGUUCACAUGUGCGGAGAAGAGCGAACGGUAGAUCUCAUCAAGAACCUUGCGGCUAGCGUGGGAGAUAAGUGUAUAGUCCAUAACUAUAAACGCUUGGGGCCGCUGGAAGUUAUGAAGAAUAGUUUUGGGGGUGAUUUGACUAAGAUUCAGAAGGGAGACUGCGUCGUUACUUUUUCAAGAAAGAGCAUCUUUGCGAUGAAGAAGGAAAUUGAAAGGGUGACGGGGUUGAGAUGCGCCGUUAUAUAUGGAAGUUUGCCUCCAGAAACAAGAAGUUUGCAAGCGAGACAUUUCAAUGAUCCCGAGAGUGGUUAUGAUGUAUUGGUGGCUUCUGAUGCUGUCGGGAUGGGGCUUAACCUGUAACCCCCCCCCCUCACUUAUUUCGGGCAAUUUUCUGAUCUACUAUAGGAGUAUUAAACGUAUGAUCUUUGAAACAACAAUCAAGUGGAAUGGCUCGGAAUAUGAAGCUAUCAGUGUUCCCCAUGCUAAACAGAUCGCCGGUCGAGCUGGGCGUUACAGGGUGGCUGUGUCCAAACACAAUAGCCGAGCCGAUGAGACCGUCGUCCCACUACCUCCCGCUCCCUCGGUAGGCCUCGUUACCACACUGGACGAGGUGGAUUACCAAUCCCUCAAAUAUGCUAUGUCAGUUACUCCAAAACCGAUUCCAACAGCUGGCAUCCUCCCAACCUCAUCUCAAAUUGAAGAGUUCGCAUCCCUAUUCCCCCCGAACAAAGAACUAUCUUUUAUCCUCAAAGAAAUGGAUGAGGCUAUGCGCACAGCAAAGCUGUUCCACAUUUGCCGAGUAGAAGAGCAAAUCAAGACUGCGAGAUUACUGGAAGGAAUACCAGGCUUGAGAAUAAUCGAAAGGUUGCAAUUUUGUAUGGCGCCUAUUGGGCGCGACCUGAAGGUCCAAGAAGCAGUGAGGAGUAUGGCAGCGUGUGUGGGUUCCAAUAAGGAUGGGAGUUUUCUAAAAAUUCCGAAUGUGGAUUUAGAAGUUCUAGAUAUCGAUAACCCGAAAACUAUGCCAGUCUUACAGCGGCUAGAGUCAUUACACAAGACUAUCCUGGCGUGGCUUUGGCUAUCGUAUGUGACGCUCAUACAGCCCCACUUUAGGUAACAGAACUGGUGUACUGAUGGAACAAAUAGCUGGCGUUUUCCUGCUACCUUCGCUCCGAGAGAUACAGUUCAGGAGCUUAAGGGCAUUUGCGAAGAGAAAAUCGAUAUCGCACUAUCGAACGUGCGUUUCGAGAGAGGGAAGAAACCGGCGUACGAGAGAAUAUCCCUCGGGGCCCCGAUGGAUGCAGAAGAAAGCGCAGAGGGGACUGAUGUAGAAGGGUCUCCAACCAGCGAUAGUGACGAAGAUGGGUUCGAAGGGACGGUUCUGCCACAUCUGGGAGAUAAUCUAGUCGAUUCAGAGAGGUUAAAUCAAGUAACCGCGUCUAAUUGAAGAUGUAACCGGAGGGUUUGGAGUAGAAAAAGUUGAGCUCAGGGAUCCUUUCAGGACAUAUCAUAGAUGGCGUAGGGAAUUGUUUUCCAACUGGAUGAGCUGCGAUUGCCCUUUGAUACACCUUUUGGGGGCUUCCUGGUAGAUCUGUAUAUUUAUGUACUCUAUUAUUGUAUUCAUCGGGUUAAAUGAAGACUCUCAAACGGUAUUCCCCUCUUUUUCCCGCCUGGUAAAGCAUUGGAAAUUUCUUUACAUAGUAUGAUAUCAUAUUAGUACGAGCGUGGCAUCACAAGUCUCGGGUAUGCCGACACCUUACAUAAAAAAAUGAGCAACUCUACAUCCGGAAAUCUCACAUUGAUUGCCCUGAUAAAAAAUUGAGGCUUGAUAAACUUCUCAGAAUCAUAUGGAAUUCGCUCCGAAAAGAAAAAAAAAUCAAGCUCUAUCAAUAGACUUUGAGAGCAACAUCUCAUAGAACAAAUCUUUAGCCAUCAGCACUUAAUCACACAAGGAUGACAAAAAAAUCACACGAUUUCUACUGAAAUAAGCCAAGCAAGUGCAGAGCGCACGAUCGUAUUUUGAUUAAUUCUAUCUUAUUUUUGGGUAGGUUAAGAGUCCUUAAAGCCUACCGGUAGUGGGUUGGGCGGAGAAUGGCAGCCUGCUCAAGGCUUUUGAUGCUAGGAUCGUAUUGUACAGUACACUUCGUAUCAUACAUUAAGGCUGUGUGAGGUUCUCCCAAACUUCCUUUUGUUAGGCGUUUCAAAUUGCUGUUUAUAAGGCGUGUAUCGCCGGACAUCUCAAGGAACUUUUGUAGCGUUAGGAAGAAAAGAAAAGAGCAGUUGUGAUAUUUGGCCUUUUUCUAAUAUCACUGAGACUAUAUGAGGCAGAGCAACAACCCAACUCAAAGUAAGAUAUAUUAAUGGGAGUAUGAUACGAAUCCUAAAAUAGAAUUUCUUAAGCCCUGCUCGCCUCUAUUUCAAACUACUUAAUGUACCGCUAAACACCUAAACCUUGUAUCAUUCUAGGUGUAUUUCUUAAGGAGGGGCUUUUCGAAACUUACUGUAGAAGUAUGGUAUGAUAUAUCAUAGAACGAGCCAUAAUCUAUGACUUGGUUGUAUCAUAGCUACAAUCACCAGCUCUCACUCACAGUUAGCCAGAUGCGGUGCCUUUCGCGGGGGAAGGGGGAGGAGUUCAUGUUCCGGUCACUAACGCAUGAGCACGAAAUUUCCCCCUGCCGUAUUCACGGUCCGAGAAAAAUGGUGGCUUGAAGCGUUCAGUUCAUCUUUCGGUUUUCCGUUCUCCGCGUUUGACUUGUGCUUCUUUCUCCGGAUGCAGCAGACCUUGAAGGUUACCCUCCCGAAUGCGGGGCCGUCGGAAUUUCCAGAAAACUUCAAAGUUCAAACCAACCUAAAUCCUUGGCGAGCCCCUCCACACGAUAUCCGUCACGUACAACAAGCCCACCCCCUACGAUCUAACAAUAUCUCUUUUCCGCUGCACCGAUAAUAAUGUCUGCUACUAGUCUCUUGAAUCCUAAAGCCGAAUCGGUUCGUCGUGGGGAAGCUCUCCGAGUGAACAUCGCCGCCGGUGAAGGUAACCUUCCACGGUAUUCCCUUGCGUGUUUUGGUUAUCAUCGCUAAUUAAUUGGGGGUGGAUAGGGUUGCAGGAUGUUUUGAAAUCGAACCUAGGUCCCUCGGGGACGCUGAAGAUGCUUGUUGAUGGGUCGGGUCAGAUUACGUUGACUAAGGAUGGGCAGAAGUUGCUUCGUGAAAUGACUAUUCAAAACCCUACAGGUAUUUUAUCUGCUCUGCGAUGGGGAUGGAUACUUGUACGAGGGCCUGGGGAUCUUGCUGAUGAGUUGCAAAUAUAGCUGUGAUGAUCGCUAGAGCAGGUGCAGAUCUUUAUCCCAUAGAUUGCUAGAGGCGUAUGUUGGAUGCUGACUCGGGUAUUUUAGCAACGGCUCUUGAUGAUAUCGCCGGUGAUGGAACUACUAGUGUAGUUCUAUAUGUCGGAGAGCUCCUAAAACAAGCAAGAAGAUAUAUCGAGGAGGGCUUACAUCCCCGUAUUAUCACUGAAGGAUUUGAGCAUGCUAAAGUUGAGGCACUUAAGGUUUGAUCCAUUCGAGUCACUAUCAUCACCAAGCAUAUCUUAACUUAUCUGGUUAUGCAUAGUUCUUGGAUGACUUUAAGAUUGCUCGUGAACCUGACCGCGAACUCCUGCUCUCGGUGGCCCGUACUUCCCUUUCUACCAAGCUUAACAAAGCCCUUGCUGAAUCCCUUACCCCCGCUAUUGUCGAUGCUGUUUUGGCGAUCCACAAUCCUCCAGCGAAACCCGAUCUGCACAUGAUAGAAAUUAUGAAGAUGCAACAUCGUACCGCCUCGGAGACGCAAUUGAUUCGUGGUCUGGCACUGGAUCACGGUGCUCGCCACCCGGAUAUGCCCAAACGUGUAGAGAAUGCUUACAUCCUUACACUGAACGUUUCUUUGGAGUACGAGAAGAGCGAAGUAAACUCUGGUUUCUUCUAUUCAUCUGCAGAGCAGAGGGAGAAGCUUGUUGAGAGCGAGAGGAGGUUUGUCGAUGAGAAGCUGAGGAAGAUUGUAGAGUUGAAGAAAGAGGUUUGCGGAAAUGACCCCAAGAAAGGGUUCGUUAUCAUUAAUCAAAAGGGAAUUGACCCUUUGAGUUUGGAUGUUCUUGUAAAGAACGGUAUCUUUGCUCUUCGACGGGCAAAGAGGAGGAACAUGGAGCGUUUACAGCUGGUCUGCGGUGGUAUAUCUCAGAACAGUGUUGAUGACUUGACUCCUGAUAUCUUGGGCUGGGCCGGGACUGUCUAUGAGCACACACUUGGCGAGGAGAAGUAUACCUUCAUUGUAUGUUCACAAAAGGUCACUACCGGCUUUGUUCUUAGAAGCUAAUCAGAUGAACAGGAGGACGUCAAGAACCCAAAAUCCGUCACUCUGCUCAUCAAGGGCCCUAACGCACACACUAUCGCUCAGGUCCAAGACGCAGUCCGUGAUGGACUGAGGAGUGUUUAUAACAUGAUUGUCGAUGGCUCAGUCGUUCCGGGGGCUGGCGCUUUCCAAGUUGCCUGUGCAGCGCAUCUAACCGGCGAAGCCACGCGAAAGUCCGUCAAGGGAAAAGCAAGAAUGGGAGUGCAGGCAUUCGCAGACGCCUUACUAGUUAUUCCAAAGACCCUUGCAGCGAACGCUGGGUUUGAUAUCAUGGACUCUUGUAUCUAUUCAUUUUGCACCGUUUCUUAAAGCCGGACGCUGAUAAUGGUCUAGUGGCGGCGCUGCAAGACGAGCAGGCAGAGGGUAACAUUGUCGGAAUCGACCUCAACAGUGGGGAGCCCAUGGAUCCUGUAUCUAGAGGUGUUUUCGACUCUUUCCGCGUUCUCCGGAAUUCGAUUGCCAGUGCGUCAAGCAUUGCUAGCAACCUUUUACUCUGCGACGAGCUGCUCAAGGCGAGACAGAUGGUAGGCUUGAUAGCACACAUUGGGUCCCUGAAGGUCUGGCUGCUGACAACGAUCAUAGGGCUCGAAAGGUGGGCCGGGUGGAGCACCGGAGGAGUAAGUGCGAUGACGGUACGAUAUCAAAAAUGUUAGACGUCGGAUGGGAAAAGGGCUUAAAGUCGAACGGAUAAAUAAAAGGCUCUUCCACGUUUGUUCGGUUUACUGUACUGUACCUUGAUCCUUCAUCCCUUCCACAUGACCUCAUUGGUGAAGCUAUGGGACGAAAUGAGUAACGUGUAGAUUUGACGUGCUUUUUCCUGAUAUCAUGCUCAUGCCUAAAGAUCCACGCCCUGCACCGC